Messenger RNA from Brassica napus (rape), 585 nucleotides. RefSeq names its product 50S ribosomal protein L3-2, mitochondrial-like. Gene Ontology annotation, biological process: translation. The transcript is spliced from 4 exons. The record is from RefSeq and is a predicted model, not a curated record. Gene Ontology annotation, cellular component: mitochondrial large ribosomal subunit; ribosome. Lineage: Eukaryota; Viridiplantae; Streptophyta; Magnoliopsida; Brassicales; Brassicaceae. Bases 1 to 585 code for a protein of 194 amino acids. Gene Ontology annotation, molecular function: structural constituent of ribosome.
AUGACUGCACUCUGGGACAAAUGGGGAGCUAGGGUUCCUAUUUCUAUCCUCUGGGUCGAUUACAACAUCGUCUCUCAGGUCAAAACUGUUGAGAAAGAAGGAAUCUUUGCGUUACAGGCUAAACAUUUGACAAUGCCUGUGUUGGGUCAUUUCAGAGCUCAAGGUGUGGCGUUGAAAAGGAAGUUGAGAGAGUUUCCUGUGACGGAAGACGCUAUGCUUCCCGUUGGGACUUCACUCGGUGUCCAACAUUUUGUUCCGGGACAGUAUGCCGAUGUCACGGGGAUCACUCGUCGGAAAGGUUUUCAGCGAGUCAUGAAGAGAUUUGAUGCGGCUGGAGGGGAUGCAUCACAUGGUUGUUCAAAGGCGCAACGAACAAUUGGUUCCACAGGUCAAAGAGAUGCUCCGGGAAAGGUUCCUGGUGCAGAAGGAAACUUUGUAUUCAUAAAAGACGCGUAUUACAAGAAACCAGACAUCUCGAAGCUUCCCUUUCCAACGUACUUAGUACCAGAAGACGAGGACCAGCCAGAAUUAGAACCAUUGGUCGCAGAUCUCGGAGAAGUUGACCCUUUUAUGUUGGCAGAAUGA